AUGAAAAUGGGAAACACCGCCAAGGUGAGAGAAUUCCUCUUGUUGGGAUUCUCAGAGGUCCGGGAGCUGCAGCUGGUCCAUGCUGCGCUGUUCCUCCUGGUCUACCUGGCGGCCUUGACGGGGAAUCUUCUCAUUGUCACUGUCACCGCCCUCGACUGGUGCUUCCACACCCCUAUGUACUUCUUCUUCAGGAACCUAUCCAUCUUCGACCUCUGCCUCAUCUCCGGCAUCGUCCCCAAAUCCAUCCACAACUCUCUGACAGACCACAGAGAAAUCUCUUUCCCGGAUUACAUCUCUCAAGUCUUCUUAGUUGUCACCCCUGGGUGUGUCGAAGUGGUCCAGCUCACGGAGAUGUCCUAUGACCGUUACGCUGCCAUCUGCCUCCCCCUGCGCUACGAGGUCAUCAUGGACCGAGGUGCCUGUGGGAAGAUGACCGCUGCUUCAUGGCUAAGUGGGGGCCUGUUCAGGGUGAUGUACACAGCCGGGACAUUAACACUGAGCUUCUGUGGCUCUAACCUGAUCCAGCAAUUUUUCUGCGACAUCCCUUCCUUACUGAAGAUCUCCUGUUCCGAAACGCAUGUUGUCAUCGAUGUCACCGUGGCCACUGCAUUUAUCUUGGCUUUCAUAUUCUGCAUUUUCAUCAUCAUCUCGUACGUGCACAUCUUCCUGGCCGUGCUGAGGAUGCCGGCCACCGAGGGUUGGGCCAAAGCCUUCUCCACCUGCAUGCCUCACCUCAUCGUUGUCACCAUCUUCCUCUCGACUGGAGCCAUUGUCUACCUCAAACCUGUGUCAGACUCCCCCUCGACCCUGGACCUGCUUAUGUCCGUAUUAUACACUGUGGUGACCCCCGGCCUUAACCCCCUCAUCUACAGCCUGAGGAACCGAGACAUGAAGGCGGCCCUAGGGAGGGUCCUGCGGGGGCACCCAUUCCUCCAGAAUAAAGAUCCCCCCUUUUUGACCUGA
Messenger RNA from Tachyglossus aculeatus (Australian echidna), 963 nucleotides. Its product is annotated as olfactory receptor 14A16-like. The transcript has a single exon. Gene Ontology annotation, molecular function: olfactory receptor activity; odorant binding; G protein-coupled receptor activity. Gene Ontology annotation, cellular component: membrane. The coding region runs from base 1 to 963 and encodes 320 amino acids. NCBI's taxonomy places the organism in Eukaryota, Metazoa, Chordata, Mammalia, Monotremata, Tachyglossidae. The record is from RefSeq and is a predicted model, not a curated record. Gene Ontology annotation, biological process: G protein-coupled receptor signaling pathway.